UUUCAUCUUACCUGUUCCUCGAUGCGGCCGCGCGCUGUCUUCCCGGCUUCUGUAAUGGCGCUCGGCAUGACAGCCGGGUGCCCAGUGCGCAUGAGCGAGAAGCACUUGCGCUUUGUGAUUGGUCCGGCGGCUUCUGGGAUCAGUCAUGUGUCCCAGGUACCGCCUUACCAUUCACAAAAAGCACCGCUUCUUGCGCAUGCGCACUUGGCACCCGGCUGUCAUGCCCAGUGCCCGCACUACAGAAGCCGGAAGACAGCGCGCCGCUGGAUAGAGGAACAGGUAAGGUCCCGCUGCAGAGCU
Staurois parvus is the source of this 300-nucleotide messenger RNA. Lineage: Eukaryota; Metazoa; Chordata; Amphibia; Anura; Ranidae. The record is from the annotation of a GenBank genome assembly.